AUGCGCAUAUUCGGUGCUGACGACGAUGCAGGCUGUCGUUCAGCAGGCUGUGGUACCGCCGGCGAGCUGGACCAAGACCUGUUCAUCAUCGCCAUGGGUGGUGAUGCCACCUGGACAUUGCCCUUGAUGCCCUUGAACCGGGUAUCCCGACCGCAGAGGCCGAGGCGCCGUGACGACAUCGACCGCGGUCAGCAGUUGCAGGAACAGACUGAUAUCAGGCACGCCCGUGACGGUGGCGCCGACGACGCGCUGACCGUCGAAACGGGGUCAGUGCCGGUCGACCCUGAAACGAGAACGGUGUGCGAUGGUGCAGGUAGAGACGUUUGGGCUGCGCAUUGGCGGCGAUCUGUUUCCUCGCCGAUCACCGUGGUCGGGGUCAGCGCGGUAGAAGCCGCCGGUGGUGAUACGCGAGCCGGUGACGAUGAUGUCGCGUGUACUCGCGCUCUGCCGCCUGUCCAUCGGGGGCAGCCGUCACGAUCGACUGCUCGUUCUGCGUCCUGCGUCGGUGUGGCCUGCGGCGUGCACCGGUGCGCCCAGCUCGGCGUGGCACGAUACAGGCGGCAAUCCUGCCGGGCCUGGCCGGGGCCAUCAUCGUCUGAUGCAGGCACAGCGCCCACGAUCCGUCCUCGUCACAUCAUCCUCUCCUCGCGUUCCGUGCUAGCCGAUGAAGUCAAACAUUGGAAUCUGCGGCGCCCUGCGGCGGCAGAUGACUUACCUUCUCGGGGAAUGCCCUAUCUACUUGCGUAA
Acanthosepion pharaonis is the source of this 747-nucleotide messenger RNA. The record is from the annotation of a GenBank genome assembly. Lineage: Eukaryota; Metazoa; Mollusca; Cephalopoda; Sepiida; Sepiidae.